Messenger RNA from Manis pentadactyla (Chinese pangolin), 1775 nucleotides. Its product is annotated as olfactory receptor 6C74-like. Gene Ontology annotation, molecular function: olfactory receptor activity; G protein-coupled receptor activity. Gene Ontology annotation, cellular component: membrane. Gene Ontology annotation, biological process: G protein-coupled receptor signaling pathway. The transcript has a single exon. The record is from RefSeq and is a predicted model, not a curated record. NCBI's taxonomy places the organism in Eukaryota, Metazoa, Chordata, Mammalia, Pholidota, Manidae. The coding region runs from base 1 to 939 and encodes 312 amino acids.
AUGGGGAACCACACAAGAGUGACAGUGUUCAUCCUAGCAGGUCUGACUGAUGAUCCUCAACUGAAGGCGGUGGUGUUUACCUUCCUGCUGCUCACCUACCUGCUCAGCAUCACCAGCAAUCUGAUCAUCAUCACACUCACCCUGCUGGAUACUCACCUCAAGACUCCCAUGUACUUCUUCCUUCAGAAUUUUUCCUUCUUAGAAAUUUCCUUCACAACUACAUGCAUCCCCAAAUUACUAGUGAUGAUGGCAACCGGGGACAAAACCAUUUCCUAUAACAGUUGUCUUGCUCAGGUGUUCUUUGUCUUCCUUCUUGCAGCAUGUGAAUUUUACCUGCUGGCAGCAAUGUCCUAUGACCGCUAUGUUGCCAUCUGUAAGCCCCUGCAUUACACAGCCAUCAUGAGCACUAAAAUCUGCACACAGCUUGUCUUCUGUUGUUGGCUUGCUGGGUUCUUUACCAUCUUUAUAUGUCUCCUCUUAGGCCUAAACCUUGAUUUCUGUGACUCCAACAUUGUUGAUCAUUUCUACUGUGACUCAACUUCCCUCAUGCAGAUCUCCUGCUCAGACACAAAGCUCACCGAGACAAUGGGUUUCAUUUCUGCUGUGAUGACACUCGUGGUCACCUUGGCAAUGGUGAUAAUAUCAUAUAUGUAUAUUGUAUUAACAAUUCUAAAAUUCCCUUCAGCUAAUCAGAGGAAGAAAGCUUUUUCAACAUGUUCUUCUCACAUGAUUGUGAUCUCCCUUUCUUAUGGCAGCUGCAUCUUCAUAUAUGUUAAACCUUCAGUGAAACAAAAAGUAUCUUUUUCCAAGGGAAUUGCAGUUCUCAAUACCUCUGUUGCACCAUUUUUGAACCCUUUCAUCUACACCUUACAGAACCAACAGGUGAAACAAGUCUUCAUUAAUAUGAUACACAGGGUUGUUUCUCUCCCAAACAAAUGAAUAUCCUAUUGCAUCACAUGUAAAGAAACAAACAAAGGGACCCUGGCAAUACCAGUGUAUCCAAUAGUAGCUUCCAAUACAUAGUUUCCUCCUUUAUUUUGGUUUCUUUGCUUAGUUAUUUAUCUUUAUCUCAUUUCAAGUUGUAUGUUCAAAAAGCUUGGUUUCAAAGAAUUUUAUUUUCUUUAUAGUCUUCAGUAUAGAUUAUUUUCACUUUACUUCUUUUCUAUUGAUAUCUGGAAAAACUGAGCCAAGUUCUUCAGUCUGUCUCUUUUAUAUUCGAAUUCUAGUUAGUCAAGAAUAUAAAUAUAUUUAAUUAAAAUAUAUUGAAUGUAGCAUGCCAUGUAAAGGUUAUUAUCAUUGUUUAUUUGCAUUUAAUUACAACCUACUUAAAAUAAUAUUCAUUUAUAUUUUUGAAAUAUUAUCAACUGUUGUGUGUACUCUAUUGAAUGAAUAAAAAGAAAAUUGUGGCAGAGUUAACCAUUAUUGUUGAUGCUCAACUUAGAAAGUGUUUGUCUAUUAAAAACAAAAGAUCAUUGUGUUAAAAUACAACCAAAGAAUCUGGUUGUUUUCUAUUACUGUACUGUUAACAUUUAGAAGUUUUUCAAUUGUAGAUGAAAAAUGUGUUUUCUUAUGACCUUAUUUUAAAAAAUAACAGUGAAAUACCAUGCUUAUUAGGUGUUUCCAUUCUCAAAAAACUCCUUUUGAAAACUUGGGAUACUUCUGACGCUAACUGGAAACUGCUUAUAAAUGACUGAUAAAUGAGGAGGACAAGGCUAACUCAAUGUAUUUAUUCCUUCUGUUUGUCACUGAAAAACAUAUAUACAUUUAUAGCUAUA